Molecule: messenger RNA, 3300 nt
Organism: Nannochloropsis gaditana CCMP526
Exons: 3
Coding region: 148-2127 (659 amino acids)
Molecular function (GO): protein binding
Source: RefSeq, a predicted model, not a curated record
CAGCCCACAUCACAGACAUAGCAGCGAGAGCAUUCCUUUGACGGGAAAUAGGCUCCUGUUUUUUGACCGGCGCCGAGAUUCACUCUAGGCCACCCAAUUCAACUGCACCGCAAGCCGUGAUACUCUGGGCUUUGUCCCGUUUCGACCAUGACCGAAUCCGACAAGGGCAGGGUUGGCAAUCAAUGUGGUCACCAUGCCUCCGGCACAUCAAGAGGUCAUAAGAGAAUACGAAGGCUCGCUGGAUUCUGCUGCCUCGCCUCGUGCGUUCCCGUCAAAGCUUUUUUGGGUGCAGGCAUGGGUGUAGGGCCGAUGUCGACACCCGUUAGAGCUCAGACAUUUCAUCCUCUGACCUACCAAUCAAGGCAUGAUGGCGUCGCAAACUCCAUUCUAAACGGUCGAACCAGACUACAAGUAGCGCAGAUCCCAGCGCCCAUGGAUUGGAAUGUGGCAGCAUGGCCAGAUCUCCCAAUUGUAAACGAGACAGCCAUGAGUGGACGAAACAACGAGAUGCGGGCUGGCUGGGCGAAACUGAGCCAUAUGGGAAGCACAUUGACACGCCCUGCGCAGUCCUCAUCUGGAACUAAAGUAAUUUUGAGCCCCUCUCCGAGCAAGAAAUCGAGUGCCGACCGUGCUGUCCGGCAGGUUGUAGCUCAGGGCAGACUCGGCAAAGCAGUGGAUUUGCUGGUGUCACUUAGUGAGGAGGAGGACGGCCUUCAUGCGAUUGACCGGGCUCUAGUCAACUUCGUUCUCUACAACUGCAUGCGGCGCAGGGACUGGACACGUGCCCUGACCGUGCUGGACGCGCCCUUAAUCGAGGUGGACGUGGUGGGAUUCACCAUGGCCAUCAAGGCCUGCGGCCAGGCGCGACGGUGGAGGGAGGCUCUUGGCGUGCUGCGCGAAAUGCAGGCGCGGGGUCUCCGCCCAGACUUGGUUUCCUUUAACACAGCUAUGGAUGCUUUGGGGAAGGCGGGACAGUACGAUCUCGCUCUCGAAUUGUUCACCGAGAUUGAAGACCACGGUUUUGCGCCAAACCUGGUGUCUUACAACACUGCGAUCCACGCUUGUGGGCGAGCUGGCAUGGUAGACCGGGCCCACGAGCUCCUUCGAGAAAUGCAAGGGCUGAGUGUGCGCCCGGAUUCUGUGUCAUACAACACCGUUAUGGCCGCAUUUGCGAAGAAGAAUCAAUGGAAGGCGGCGCUGGAACUGCUCGCAGAAAUGAAGGAGGCACCUGGAGUCGAUCCAGAUCUGAUUUCGUACAACACCGCCAUGCACGUCUGUGCGAAGGCGGGCAGGUGGGAGCGGGCUACGGAGCUUUUGACCGAGGCUUUGGGCCAGGGGCUGCAGCCAGACGUGGUCUCAUACAACACCGUUAUGCACGCCUGCGGGCGCGCAGGCGAGUACUUGCAAGCAUUGGACCUUUUUGGGAUGAUGGAGGAGGUGGGAGUCGCCCCAGAUCGCGUGAGCUUCAACACUGCGAUGCACGCAUGCAACCGGGCCCUGAAAUGGCAGGCGGCACUGCAGAUUCUAAGAGAAAUGGAGGCCCGAAGCAUCGCCCCGAACGUGAAGAGCUACACCAUCGCUGUGGACGCCUGUGGACGCGCAGGGGAGUGGGAACGGGCCUUGGAGCUGAUGGAGGAGAUGGAGGUUAGGGGUGUGCCGGCCAACGUGCACACGUACACGGCUGCCAUGGACGCGUGCUGCCGGGGAGGCGCGGUGGAUCGGGUGCUUGUGCUUUUGGAGGAGAUGGACGGAAAGGGGGUCGAGCCUAACGUGGUCUCCUACACCAUUGCUAUGGACGCGAUGAAUCGAGUGGGCAAGUGGGAUAGGGCGUCCGCUGUAUUGGAGCAAAUGGUGCAACGUGGCCUUCGCUUAGACUCGGUCUCCUAUCGCACUGCCUUGAGCACGGCGGGUCGUGCCGGGGAUGAGGAAGGAGAGCGCCUGACAAAGAUUGUGCACGAGUCGCGACAGCGUGGCCACGCACGACAGCGCGGUGAGCGGAAUGGACCCGGGGAAGGUGGGGAGAGCUCGGACGGCGACCUGGCAGGGGGCUACGGUGAGCUUUUUCCAACCGGUAGCCGACAGUUUCGACAAACCCAGAUUGGCAGCAGCACCCUCUGGGGCCUAUAGCGUGGUAAAUGGUGACUAGUGUAGUUAAAUGUUCACGACGACGGACACAAGCAAUUAUGCUCUUUGUUGUCUCAAACUGGCAGUCUUUCCCGCUGCUUGGUAGCAGAACUUUCAACAGAGGAGCACUCACGGGCGCAACCAUAGUUGUUCCGUCCCUCCUCCAUCUCCUCGCUAUUUGUUUCGAGUCUCAAACCGAGUUCUUAGCGAUUGUCGAAAUAUGGCGAUUGACAAACACCGGCGGCACUUCGGUUUCCGCGCAAUUUCUGGGGUUUUUUGGUUAGGGUUACCCUAACCACAAAUAAAGCGGACAACUCGAUCGCAAGCGAUGUGUUGGAAUAGAUGGAACUUACGUAUAACGUUUAUGUUACUGGCAUCUUGAAAAUACACGCGAUGGAACACAUAAGUAAUUUUAGGAUCGAAUGCCAUGAUUUACCAUGCGGAAAUGGAGACAUUCGAAGGAUGAAAUCCACUUGAUAUGGUGAGCGACAAGUGGAGGUAAAGUGAGCCCAUGCGCUUAGUUAUCCCUUUUUCAGUUGAAGGUAUUUGAGUAUGAGCUGAGGUGUUUGGGGAACGCGCCGACCAAGUAAUUGUAGAGAUGAAGUAAAGCUAGCUAACAGAGAACUCUAGCCCAGGAAUCGCCCGAAUUGAUUUUUUUCCUCUUGCUCAUGCCAAGACUGGUUGAUCACGUCGGCAGUGUGACACCACGGAAGGAUCCAUGACGUUCGAAUCUGGACUCGUCAGCCUAAAAUUGUAGAGAAGAGUUGUCCGUUGAACCCCCAAAAAUCUUUGUGAACGUCUUCGAAGGAGACAAAAAGUCGGUCACCAGGAAUGUCUCCAGCAGCUUUCAUAGCAGUUCCCAGAGCCUUGAGAAGAGCUUCUUUGUUCGCCUUCGCGUUGGCACCAUAACCAAUAGAGUGGACGCUUAUCAUUGCUGCAGGUGCUUUAGUUCCUCCAAAUUGAAGGUUUGGGCUCACUGUCACGUCCACUGCAAUGUACUGGUCAGGCUUAUUGAGCACGUCACGAAUAGCGUUGUGUGCAGCAUCUGUCACAGCCUUGACUCCCGAGGCAUCCAACUGAGCAGAGGUGCGAAUAUUGACAAAAGGCAUGGUGAAAUCUGUCAAGCAAGUAGCUUGAUCUGACAGGUUGGACCGUGGACGACGGGUACGAUAUGCU